Messenger RNA from Bombina bombina (fire-bellied toad), 5091 nucleotides. RefSeq names its product TAO kinase 2 (gene TAOK2). Gene Ontology annotation, molecular function: ATP binding; protein kinase activity. NCBI's taxonomy places the organism in Eukaryota, Metazoa, Chordata, Amphibia, Anura, Bombinatoridae. Gene Ontology annotation, biological process: protein phosphorylation. The transcript is spliced from 17 exons. Bases 888 to 4136 code for a protein of 1082 amino acids. The record is from RefSeq and is a predicted model, not a curated record.
CGCCCGGUCCGCCAUCUUGGAUGGAGGGAGAGAGGAAAAAAAAGGAGGAGGGAGGAGAGAGUGCUGUGGAGAGAGCAGGAGGGGGCUGUGAAUCGCUCCCUAUAGACUGACACUGAGCCUGAGAGCCUACAGAGAGGGUGCACACACGUAUUGCGGGCACAGAUUUAGGCACCCUUUAAUAGAUAAUUAUACACAGACAGCAAUCCCCAUUCUCUACAUAUUACAUAUAUGAUUGUACACCUCCUUAUAGACAGAGACAUAUUGCAUAAGCAGGGCAGGAGGCCACACAUGCAGUACACAUACAUAGGGAAAUAAUAUAUUUUUGCUAAAGGUAUAUACAGUAGUUAUAUACAUAUUUAUAUAUACAUCUAUUUAUACAUAUAUAUGAGGCCAAGCUGACACACAGGGGAGCUAGUGACAGGAUUAAUUCUGUGAAACAGGGAUUUAUAUAUGUUUCUGUGUGUACGUAAUCUGAUGUCAGGUUUGUGCUGAACCAUAGUAAGAGAUUGAAAUAGAAGAAACAGACACAAAGAGAAGGAAAAGAACUGGGAGGAAAACAAAAGCCUGAAAGAGACAUUUGCUACAUGCAGAGAGAGAGCACUCUGGAGAGUGUUUGCUGCCUGUGGGGGCGGCUGGUGGGUGACGGAGAAGCUGGCACAUUUGCCUAUGUCCAGAGAGCAAGUCAGGGUUAGGACAGACGGGCUACUAGCCCAAAGAGCCAGCAUGGGAGGCCACGGUGAGAGAGAGCAGCCUGUCAAUCACUGAGAUCUGAGAGACAGCUGAGAAGAGACAUCCAGAGGCACGGGGAAGACGAUCAGCCUUAGUGGGUCCCUCCUCCCUGGGGCGUGGUGGCGGUUCCCCGUGGAGGGCUCCCUUUGGCCCCCGUCAUGCCUUCCAAUGCACGGGCUGGCAGCCUGAAGGACCCGGAAGUGGCAGAACUCUUCUUCAAAGAAGACCCAGAAAAACUAUUUGCUGACUUGAGAGAGAUUGGGCAUGGCAGCUUUGGGGCUGUGUACUUUGCCCGUGAUAUCCGUAACAAUGAAGUUGUUGCCAUCAAGAAAAUGUCAUAUAGUGGGAAGCAAUCUAACGAGAAAUGGCAAGAUAUCAUAAAGGAAGUGAAGUUUCUGCAGAAGCUCCGACACCCAAACACUAUAGAAUAUAAAGGAUGCUACUUGAGGGAGCACACAGCUUGGCUGGUGAUGGAGUAUUGCCUGGGCUCUGCGUCAGAUCUCCUGGAGGUGCACAAAAAACCUCUACAGGAGACAGAGAUUGCUGCUAUUACCCAUGGUGCACUGCAAGGCCUGGCCUACCUCCAUAACCACAACAUGAUUCACCGAGAUGUGAAGGCUGGGAAUAUCCUUCUGACAGAACCAGGAUUGGUGAAGCUGGGGGAUUUUGGUUCUGCCUCAAUCGUGGCUCCAGCUAACUCCUUUGUGGGAACUCCAUACUGGAUGGCUCCUGAGGUGAUCCUUGCUAUGGAUGAGGGACAAUACGAUGGGAAGGUGGAUGUAUGGUCUCUAGGGAUCACAAGUAUUGAGUUAGCGGAGAGAAAACCUCCCCUCUUUAAUAUGAAUGCUAUGAGUGCCUUAUACCACAUCGCUCAGAACGAAUCGCCAGUCCUACAGUCCAACCACUGGUCUGAAUAUUUUCGCAACUUUGUGGAUUCCUGUUUGCAGAAGAUCCCCCAGGACAGACCCAGUUCAGACAUCCUAUUGAAGCAUCGGUUCCUCCAGAGGGAGCGUCCACAGACAGUGAUUAUGGAAUUGAUUCAGCGCACAAAAGAUGCAGUGAGAGAACUGGAUAAUUUGCAAUACCGAAAGAUGAAGAAAAUACUUUUCCAGGAUACCCAGAAUGGGCCCAACACAGAAACCACUGAGGAGGAAGAGGAAUCCGAGCAUUUCAUGCACUGUACAGGCACAAUUACCAGUAUGGAGAGCAGUCAAUCUGUGCCAAGCAUGUCCAUCAGUGCCAGCAGCCAGAGCAGCUCUGUCAAUAGCCUGGCAGAUGCCUCGGACGACAGCGGAGAAAUGGCCAUGAUGCAGGAAGGCGAGCACACAGUGACGUCAAACAGCUCUGUAAUCCACCGUCUGCCGGCUCACGAUAAUAUAUAUGAUGAUCCUUACCAGCCCGAGAUGGAACCCCAGCAGUCAUCCUCCGCUGCCCGGCGCCGGGCAUACUGCCGCAAUCGUGACCACUUUGCCACAAUCCGCACAGCCUCCUUGGUUACCCGACAGAUCCAGGAACACGAGCAGGACUCGGCUCUUCGUGAGCAGAUGUCUGGUUACAAGCGUAUGCGGAGACAGCACCAGAAGCAGCUGAUGGCUCUAGAGAACAAACUGAAGUCUGAGCUGGAUGAGCAUCAGCAACGGUUGGACAAGGAGCUGGAAGCUCACAGGAGCAACUUUAGUGCAGAGACGGAGAAGCUGGGCAAGAAACACCAGGCUAUCUUUGAGAAAGAGGGAAAGUCAGCUUUAACAGAAGAGAAAAAGUUCCAGCAGCAUAUAUUAGGUCAGCAAAAGAAGGAGCUCACAAACCUUCUGGAAAGCCAGAAAAGGCAGUACAAGAUACGUAAAGAGCAACUCAAAGAGGAGCUGCAGGAGAACCAGAGCACUCCGAAGCGUGAGAAGCAGGAGUGGCUGCUUAGGCAGAAGGAGAGUAUGCAGCACUACCAGGCUGAGGAGGAAGCCAACCUGCUGCGGCGCCAACGCCAGUACUUUGAGCUACAGUGCAGGCAAUAUAAACGCAAAAUGCUGCUGGCCCGGCAUAAUCUGGACCAAGACCUGCUCAGAGAGGAGCUAAACAAGAAGCAGACACAGCGGGACUUGGAGUGCGCAAUGCUUUUGAGACAGCAUGAGUGCACACAGGAGUUGGAGUUCCGUCAUCUGCAGCUCCUCCAGCACACUCGAAGCGAGCUGAUCCGCAUGCAGCACCAGACUGAGCUGGGCAACCAACUGGAGUACAACAAGCGUCGGGAACAGGAGCUGCGACAGAAGCACGCUGCUGAGGUCCGGCAGCAGCCCAAGAGCCUCAAAGUAAGGCCCGGGGAGGAGGAGGAGGGGGGAGAGGAAGGCACCUUCAGCCUCUGCAGCUCUGAGGAUGAGGAGGAGCCAGCAGUUUCUGAGGGUCGUACAGAAGCAGAUGGCUGCCUUGAUCCAGAUGUUCCCUACUUUGAGCUAUCUUCUGAGUGGGAGCCUGUUCCAGCCACCCCAUCCCAUCCACAACCCAGUCAGGCACCCUCCUCUCUGCCCAGCCAUGCCCUAUGUGCAGCAUUUACCCUCUUAGCAGCUUGUCGCCCAUUUUGCCCAUGGUCUCUUCUCCCACUGUUGCUGGCCCUCCUCACCCUCUGGCGACCAGGACCUCUGCUGGACUCUUUACUUUUGGCCCUUGAGACAUUAGCAGCCAGUUUGCUGUGCGGUUACAUUCUACUGUAUUGGGUCUUGGCUCUAAGCUCAACCUCAUUCUUACUGCUGGCUCAGAGUUGGGGGGCAGUGGCCGCCCUGGCUCUGAGCUACAGACUACGGUUAUAUUAUGUGCCAGUACUGGCAAUAGCCGUGGGGGUUUUCACCUCCCCGGGUCUCUUCCUUUCACUCUUCCUGGUGGCUGGUUCACUGGGAAAGCCAGCAAGCCACUGGUUGAAGAAUUGGCCAAAGCGCGCUCGUAGGCUUUGGCUCCGUACCCUUUUGAGUUUCCCCCGACCCCUGUUCAGAGUUCUACAGCGUUGUGGGGCAGCAGGAGAGGAUGGCCUCUUUUACCUCUUCCCUAAAACUUAUAAGGGUGGUUACCGGAGCCGCAUCCCUGUGUUGGCCAGGGGUUUUCGGACAGGAGCUGAAGGCAAGGCCUACAUGUGGAGGAAGCUUAUCAGAGCUCCCUCACAGUUGGCAAAGGCUCUGAACCUCAGCCUUGGCCAAGGGGUGAGGAGGCUCUGUGGGGUGCUUCCUUCAGGAGUUUUGAUAGUUAUGGAGAGACUGAGACUCCUGAGGGUGGAAAGGCCAAGCCGUAUUCCCAGGCUCCUUAGCCGUGAGCAGCGCAGGAAGAUGGCAGCAAAACGUAGGGAGCAGCGGGUAUCCCUAGUGGGCAGGGGAGUGGGUAGGCAGAACACAGCUAGGAGAACAAACCGCCCUAUCCCUUGGAGGUAAGGAGGGCUGACACGUGGGUAUUGGAGAGACCAUUUUCCCAGUCCUAAACCAUUAUGUGCCUUAUUGCUUGCUGCCUUUUAGGAAGUUCAGAUUAUAAUGUCAUGAAGGGAUCACAUUGUGUCACUUUUGUGGCUAUUUCUAAAUGGGGUUGAACCACUUUAGUCACCUUUUUUAAAGUGUUAUGGUUUUGUGUUUGUUUUGUUUUUUUGUUUGACACUUUGCUGGUCUCUAAGGCAGGGGGGUUGCAAGUUUGUGCUGUUUAUUUAUUGGUAACCUAUCUGUGCUUACACAUGCUUACUCUUAGCUAUGCAUUGCAGGCCUCAAUGGCAGCCAAGGUGUUAAAAAAAAAAGACAGCUCACAGACAAUGUGCCCAUGUGAUUUAUGUGGAUAACACAUUUUUUAUUUCAUUAUAGGGACAUAAGUCACAACUGAACUCGCAUGAUUCAGCUAGAGCAAGCAAUUUAGGGGACGGACGGACCUUAGUGCUUCAUACCCGUGCAUACUCCUUAUCUACCUACCUAGGUAUGCUCUUUAACAAAGUAAAGAAAGAGAAUGGCAUGAAAGUAAAUUGCUUGCUCUAGCUGAACUUGGAAAGUUUACUUUUGCCUUAUGUCUUGAAGUUCUUUUUCUAUAAAUUGGCUGUGAACGAUAUCUUCAUUCUAGUUGGGACCAUAAUGUUUACCUGUAUACUGAUUCCUCUGUUCCCCUCAUCUGCUAAACUGUAAGUUUCACAGCAAAUACCAGCCAGUGCCAGUACUCUGUUAGACUACCUAUAUAGGGUCUUGUUGGGAUUUGUUUUCGUGGCACUUUUGUACAUUCAGUCUGUAUUGCUCUUAAAAGAUAAAUCCAGUCUUUCAUGUGCUGCAUUAGGCUUACUAUGUAUAAUGUGUAAAGUAACGUUGCUACUUAUUGCUCCGUGACGACUGCUAGGUGCGACUAGUACUAUCUACUUGA